Messenger RNA from Pyricularia oryzae 70-15, 3756 nucleotides. RefSeq lists its product as uncharacterized. The transcript has 2 exons. The record is from RefSeq and is a predicted model, not a curated record. NCBI's taxonomy places the organism in Eukaryota, Fungi, Ascomycota, Sordariomycetes, Magnaporthales, Pyriculariaceae. The coding region runs from base 227 to 3550 and encodes 1107 amino acids. Gene Ontology annotation, molecular function: ATP-dependent DNA damage sensor activity; mismatched DNA binding; ATP hydrolysis activity. Gene Ontology annotation, biological process: mismatch repair. Gene Ontology annotation, cellular component: MutLalpha complex.
GUAAAGUAUUGCACCUAGCUCCAGCUAGUUUUGGUGCUCUACCUGAAUUAGGCACUCCCGGGCAAUUCGGUCUGGCCAUUGUAAAAAUUCUAUAACGUUCUCAAACUAGUUGAUGUUGACAAACUGGCUCUAUCCCGGCAUCCCAUUGAGAUAAAGCUCCACAGAUAAACCUUUAGAGCCCGUCUCUCGAAAUGUCGCUUCCUUUUGCUGUGCUUCAACACGUCUCAUGAUGGCCGACGUAGCCACAAUUAAAGCCAUUGAGGCUGGUGUUGUCCAUCAAAUCCAGUCGGGGCAGGUCAUCGUUGACCUCUGCUCAGUGGCCAAGGAACUUAUCGAAAACAGUCUGGACGCCGGUGCCACGGCCAUUGACGUCCGGUUCAAGAACCAAGGCCUGGACUCAAUCGAAGUUCAGGAUAACGGCUGUGGAAUAGCACCACAGAACUAUGCAAGUGUGGCCCUGAAGCACUACACCUCCAAACUGUCGUCCUUUGCAGACCUCGAUACGCUGCACACCUUUGGGUUCAGGGGUGAAGCGCUGUCGUCGCUAUGUGCGCUAUCGCAUUUCACCGUGACGACAUGCUUGCAGUCAGACGUUCCCAGAGGCACGAAACUCGAGUUUGAGGUGUCCGGCAAACUCAAGAGCACGAGCUUGGUUGCGGCCCAAAAGGGAACUGUGGUCACCGUCGAGACCCUCUUUCAUAACCUCCCAGUCCGCCGUCGGGAACUGGAGCGUAACAUCAAGCGUGAAUGGGGUAAAGUCAUCAACUUGCUCAACCAAUACGCCUGCAUUCAAACCGGCAUCAAAUUCACCGUAUCACAACAGCCAACCAAAGGCAAGCGUACGGUGCUGUUUUCAACCAAGGGCAACAAAUCUACCCGUGAAAACAUCGUCAACGUUUUUGGCGCAAAAACGCUCUCUGCUCUUAUCGCAAUGGAGCUGGAAUUGGAACUGGAGCCGACGACGAGCAAGGUAACCGCCGCUGCGACGGGAAGCACCCGACAUCAAGGCGAGACGACUACGGUAUUUGUACGAGGCCAUGUCUCACGACCAGCUCGUGGCGAGGGGCGACAAACUCCAGAUCGGCAAAUGUUCUACGUGAACGGGCGUCCCUGUAUCCUUCCUCAGUUUGCCAAGGUCUUCAAUGAGGUUUACAAGACCUAUAACUCAACUCAGUCGCCAUUCAUAUUUGCCGAUAUUCAACUUGAUACUCAUCUCUACGACGUCAAUGUCAGUCCUGAUAAGAGGAGUAUACUGCUCCACGAUCAGGGCCGCAUGCUGGACAACAUGAGGGAGGCUCUCAUCGAGCUUUUUGAGAAGCAGGAUAUCACUAUUCCUGUCUCUCAACUGAUAACACAAAAGCCCACUACCCCUUUCAAGAUCUCAACGGUUGUAGGGCGAACUAAGAGCACGCUCUCCUCUGUAAAGCAACAUAAAGAUGUGCAGGAGAUUGACGACGAUGACGAUGGAGACGAUGAAAUGACAGACACGCCAAUUCGAGCAAAUCCAAGACAGAACUCGGGAUCUGUCAUUUCAAACCAAUCUCUGGCAGGGGUGUCAACAGGAGCCUCCAACUCCAUCAGCGCUCGGGCUCAACGUAAAUCUGAUGCACGACCCGAGCCACGUAUAGUUGCGGCUCCUCAAAAGAGAAAAGAAAGCGUUCCAGAUGGGGUGGCUACGUUCCUGUCCAAUCUUAGAGGUGACUACAUCUACAACGACGAGACAACCCCUGCAGAACCUGAAGUGGAACAAAAGAAUAACGACGAAGAGGUUGAUACGGAAGCCGAGCCACAAACACCCAGCGCUGCUGAACUUGGCGAGGAUGACGCUCAAGAGCACAUUGAAGAGUCACCAGUUCCAGCAGUUGCACCCCCGAGAAGCCAGGGAAUCAAAGCUAGCCACACUUCUUCCGCGUUCUCGACAUCAAAGAGGCCGUCCAGUGAGGUUGCCACAAUAACAAUUGGCGAUCAAAUGGUCACCGGCGUUAUCGGGGGCUCGCAAAAAAGGCAGCGCACCAGCCAAAUGUCACAAACUCGUCAGGGUAGCAAGUCGAGAUCCCAAACCGGGAAAGGAAAAGCUUCUUUGCCGUCGUUUAAAGGACGCCUAACGCAAAUGUUUGCGGCCGCCUCGACACGAAGGUCCGAUUCUGACCCAGGCAGUUUACUCAUGGAUGAUGCUUCCCCAGAGAAUGAUGAGGAGAUAGAUGGCGAUGAUUUGAUGUUUGAGGCUCCAUUAGACCACAGCCAGUUCGAAGAAGAGGCGUCCGAUGACGAUGAUCAGGAACGCAGUAUCAUUGAGAGCUCACAGGACAAAGAACACCAAUUACCGCGGAGAGACUCGCCUCCUCCACUUACUGAGGAGCAUGAGGAUGAAGCUCCGAAUUCUGAACAGAAUAACGAAGCCCCUGAUAGCCCAGGGAUGUUUGUCGAUUCAGCCAACGAUGAAGACGAUUACGUAGAAGAAGAGGAAAAAAGGAGACAGGAAGAGGAGAAAGUACAGAGGCUAAUCAGUGAGGCCGAGAAGACAGCCAAUGAGCCAAGCAAAGAUAUGGAGAAGCGAUCCCAGAUGAUUUUGAAAGGAAGGUCCAGACGCAAGGACUCUACCUUCACGCUGGUGCAGACUUUGAGGCUACCUCAUUGGUCUGUUCAUCGUCAAGAGAGCACAUGGCGAGCGUCACUGGAGAAAACUACAAAAUCAGACGAGCAAUCGACAACCGGUGAUCACAGUGACGAGGACACUGCAUUGAGAGCGGACGCUGACGGUGUGGACGCUGAUACCGAAAAUGCCGAGCAGAAGCUAUCUCUCACAAUCACCAAGUCGGACUUUGCGCAGAUGAAGAUAAUUGGACAAUUCAAUCUCGGCUUCAUUAUAGCUGUCCGCGAGGCUACCACCAAAGGGGCCAGGGAUGUCGUGCCCAGUAAUCGGACUGGAGGCGGCUUCACAGAUGACGAACUCUUCAUCAUUGACCAACACGCCUCGGAUGAAAAGUACAAUUUUGAGCGCCUUCAAGCCAGCACGGUUGUUGAAUCCCAGCGGCUUGUUCGACCCAAACCCCUGGAGCUGACGGCACUCGAGGAGGAGAUCAUCAUCGAAAACCAGAAAGCGCUGGAGACGAAUGGUUUCAUCGUGGAUGUGGACGAGUCGGGAGAAUCACCCGUCGGUUCGCGAUGUCGGCUGCUCAGCCUGCCCCUGAGCCGUGAGACAACUUUCUCGCUGACCGAUCUCGAGGAGCUAGUCAGUCUACUGGCCGACAACCCAACAACGACCGCGACGACCGUGCCCAGGCCGUCCCGCGUCCGCAAGAUGUUUGCGAUGCGCGCAUGCCGCAGCAGCGUCAUGGUCGGCCGGGCUCUCUCUCAGCCCCAAAUGGAAAAGGUUGUUCGACACAUGGGAGGCAUGGAGAAGCCGUGGAACUGUCCUCACGGGAGACCAACAAUGAGGCAUCUAUGUGGUCUGGGUACUACGUGGGACGGUAGACUUUGGAAGGAAGGCGAUGGAUUCGGCGACGAAGUUAAUAAUCAAGACAACGGAGACUUUUCUGUUUAUACAUAGAGACGACGUCCCGUAUAAAAAAAUAUUACAGCUCUUUUGGGCCUACGGAGAAGACUUGAUUUAUCAAUGUGGGACCAUGGGAUCAUGAGGACACACAAUGUUAUGCCUUAUGCAUGGUUGAUAUAGCUACGUAAAAUCUACCUAUCCUAUCAUUACAUGGAUUCGCGGAGCAAAAUGGCGUCGUUACUAAAGCCAACAAAUCAGGA